This is a messenger RNA of Daphnia pulicaria, 2773 nucleotides long. RefSeq names its product extensin-like. The coding region runs from base 321 to 2585 and encodes 754 amino acids. The transcript is spliced from 2 exons. The record is from RefSeq and is a predicted model, not a curated record. Lineage: Eukaryota; Metazoa; Arthropoda; Branchiopoda; Diplostraca; Daphniidae.
UGGGAGUUGGCCCGCCACACAAAAAAUACGACUACCGAACAGAGCACUACUGCUUCCGUCAGUCGCUGCUUCGACUCCGACCCAACAGGAGCUCCAAGGAAAAAGAGAGAGCGAGUUUAGCUUUCACUUGGGUUUUUUCUUCUUCUUCUCGAAAGAAAAAAAAGGAAUUUCCAAAUACAUCAGAUCAUCAGAGUGUGUCCCUCUCACCUACAGUUAUUAACAGUUUUUAGCCGUGCAAAGUGCGAGUGGAAAAAUCAUUGGACAAAUCCGGAAACCAGACUGAGAGACCGGACGGUCUCUGAUUAAACACACGGAAAAAGAUGUGGCAGCACCCAAGGUUAGCCUGGGUCUUGGUGGGGGCGGCCCUGCUGUGUUUCAUCGCGACUGCAAGAGGAGUGGAAGGCACCGAUCAUAACAGACGUCAAGCCCCCAGAUGGAGAUGGCCGGAUGAAGCUCCAUCUCGGGUAGGCGCUGGUCGCUUGAUACCCGUCGGACGGCCAGCCGCUGCCCAAUUGCAAUUGCAGCCCGUAGCCCCGCAACACUCGCAGUUGACGGGCAAAUUUACCCCGAUCGAAAAUCUACCCAGAACGAGACCGUUGGAUACCAAGAAACCCGAAGCAGCCAUUGUGGCAUCGUCACUUCCUCCCGUUCCAGCCAAGGAGCCGGUGGAAGUGGUUAAGAUAACGAGCAAUGCCGACAUCGAUCCACCAGCCAGCGCCAGCGUCAAAAAUGCUUCAGCUGUUCCUUUGCUCAAGGAUGCCGGCAAGCCGGGAAACCCGUACAUCUUGCUGAACGAUAUUUUCCCACCGCAAAACAGCAUCCGCACUAGAGAACAGGAAGAGGCUAAUUUCAAUUCACUGCACAACAAAGAUCUGGGCGGACUUGACCCAAGCGAGGUCUACCUGGCCGACGACGAUCUCUUCGUCGUCAGAGGAUUCGAUUUCAAGAAACCCUAUUCGGCCGAUCCUCCAGGACCGCCAAUCAGCGACUACCAGGCCCCGGCACCUUUGCCACCUCCACCCCCAGAGCCCGGCACCGUUUUCUAUCCGAGCAACGAAACGGACGCCACUUUCAACUUUUUCAAUCCAGAUUUCAACAGCAAGGAUCCGAGCGAUUUGCCAUUCUUCCCAUUCGUUCCAGGCGGUUUGAACGAGAACCACGGGCAGCAACCGAAUUUCCCAGAUGAUCCCAAUUUCCUUCCUUUCCCUUUCUUGCCGCCGCCUCCUCCGCACUGGACAGAAGAAAAGGAAUUUGAUGAAAACGAUAUUCGUGAUCCGUUCCAGUCUGGUGGCCCAGUUGGUGGUAAUUUCCCUUUCGCUCAAGGUGCACCUCCACCCGGACAAGGUUUCGCACUAUUUAACGGCACACAAGGGCCACCUCCGCCAUCCGGAUUGAACGGUUUCCCAGGUCUCGGUGGUCUUCCACCAUUUCAAGGUGCUGGCAAUCCUCAAGCUGGGCCACCACCAGGAGGCCUACAAAGACCACCUGGAUUCCCUCCUGGAGGAUCUGGAGGUUUCCCGCCCAGCAGCCAAGGAGGAGCUCCUCCACCCCCACCGACAAGUGGCCCCAAUGCCAACGUCACGCUCGUAGAUGAAGACGAAGACGUGCCAUUCACGCCACUGUUCCCUGAACGGCCCGUCGAAUUCUACUAUCCCACGCACAACACCACAGCCCAAGAGCCAGGGCCGUUCGGUCCGGGUAUUUUCGUUCCACCGCCACUCCACUUUUUCGCCCCACGCAACAAAUCUGAGAAAAUCAAUGUGGACAUUUCCCCAAAACUCUUCCUUCCGCCUUUCAAUCUUCCCAAUUAUUAUCAAAAAGUGUCCGGGCCGGCUGCCCGCCCGCUGUCGCCACGACCGCAGCAACCCCCUCCAGGACACUUGCCGACGAGCCAACAUGAUGGAUUCUUUGGUUUCAAUCAACAAAAAGUGCCAGCUUACAAACCAAUUCAACCCAAUCCCUUCGCCAAUAAUCCCACGAAUGCUUACGAGCAAAAACCUUCCGGAUUGCCGGCCAACGUCCAAUACGCGCCAGUGAAAACUGUUCUUCUCGACACGAAUUACAAAGAAGUCAGCAAACUGCCGCAGCUGCCGCAGCAUCAGCCGUUCGGGUACAGCUACCAUCAGGGCCACCCGCCGUUCCACACGCCACUUGAUCCGUCGGCGUACGGCCCAGGAGCUCAAACUCCUACUUCUCAACCUGCCCAACCCAACUACAACAUUCCCAGCCAACAACAUCCUCUUUAUUUGCCAACAAAAGGGACCACAGGGGUCAGCUUGGAAAGCGACAUCGACGUCAACUACAGACCACAGAGGCCGGCCAUCAACCCCGACAGUGAGCUCAUCGAUCCGGAACUACUCAACCCGAAACCCACGUACACGAAUCCAAACCCGACGCAGAAUUGGAACCCAUACACGGCCGUGUAUGGCCACCAAGUUCAACCCGCGAAAUACGAAUCACUGAGCCAACCGACGGCCCAGCAGCCGACGGUUGCGGCCAGCAGUAGGGAAAAGCCAGCGAAUUUCGUCGCCGUCUAUCGUAUCGGCGGAGGUAGCUACUCGUACAAUCUAGGCGGAGGAAGAUGAAAAUCAUCCACUCAUUUUUUGAAUUUGGCAAUACAUUUCAAUCGAAUGUUUCUUGUGUGUGUCUCAUCUUUUAUCAUUUGCUUUUAUGCCUUAAAAUGUUUGCUCGCUCCACUGUUGUACAGUCAUUCUUCGUGUAUGCAAUUUCGAACGAGAAACAAUUAAUCGAAAUAAAGGGCGAUCUGUUGGAA